AUGGCUGGGGAUUCGAAGGACAAUACCCGCCGCGAUGACAAUAAUGACAAUGUCCGCCACGAUGACAAUGACGACAACGUCCGCCGCGAUGACAAUGAUGACAAUGAGAACAUCCAAAUCACACUCAAGAAUGAACGGACUUUGCUGUACUGGUGGAAUGAUCACACAGAUGCUGGCGCUGAAUACAGCCUUCUACCUAGUAAUUGGUCCGCGACAGCAUCCGUGAGUAUCUCUCAGCGAGGGACCCCUAUAAUUUACUUUCGCAUCAAGGUGAAAAAAGAGACAUUUCUCUUUAUGAUACCUCUAGGAAACGUGGAUUCGAUAUCAACUGCUUUUAGAGUGGACAUACAGGGCAUUCCCGGGCACUACCAUCGGACCAACAAAUGGUGUACCGUCGGCAUUCAUCUCAUGAAGCGUGGUGUAUUAGCCAAGAAGUCGGUUCCUGGGACUAUGAAUCUUGCAGUGGCACCACAGGAGCUGAAGGAGUUGGCUUCGGCCACGAGCGUUUCCGCUCUUCUGCCAAUAAGACACAAACCGAAAUUCGAUUUCCUUCCUCUUUUGUUGAUGCGCCUCGAUGGGAACACUGACGACAUGGGGGAUCUGCUCCGAUCCCAUGGUCCACUGCAGAUCAUCAGAGUCAAUGAAGUUGAUACAAACAACAAAGCUCCAAUACCCAUCUACCUAACCCAGGAAGAAAAGCAAACGCAACGUCAAGAAAAGAAAAUCUUUCAGCGUCAGAGAGUUCUAGCGCUUCCGGUCAAGACUGAAAGCCUCGUAAAAGAGCGACAAGAGCGAGCAGACCAGCAGGCUAAGGCUAGGCUUGAUAAGCCGUGUCAAAGCUGGACACAGGCUAACGAAUAUCUCCUUUCUCGCAUCGAAACACUCGAACAUACGGUUCACUGGAUGGAAAGCGAUGUUGAUGAUGCAGUCAAGAAAGUUGAUGUUCAACUUUAUGACUUCCGACAAGAGAUGAACAUAUCCAAGGAGAAGUCUAGCGAGGAAUUCCAACAGUUGAUCGAUGGCGUUCGUAAAGAUCUCCAGGGACAGCUUAUGGAGGAGAUGCGUGAAAAGAGUGAUAAGACUAUGAACACCAUAUAUGAUGGUGAUAACUACAGAUUAGAUAUAUUUUUUGACGAGACCAGGCUUCAAUCAACUAAGGAAGUGUAA
Clonostachys byssicola is the source of this 1167-nucleotide messenger RNA. Lineage: Eukaryota; Fungi; Ascomycota; Sordariomycetes; Hypocreales; Bionectriaceae. The record is from the annotation of a GenBank genome assembly.